This is a messenger RNA of Lytechinus pictus (painted urchin), 2160 nucleotides long. RefSeq lists its product as uncharacterized. Gene Ontology annotation, molecular function: nucleic acid binding. The record is from RefSeq and is a predicted model, not a curated record. The coding region runs from base 1 to 2160 and encodes 719 amino acids. NCBI's taxonomy places the organism in Eukaryota, Metazoa, Echinodermata, Echinoidea, Temnopleuroida, Toxopneustidae. Gene Ontology annotation, biological process: DNA integration. The transcript has a single exon.
AUGCAGAAAUUGUGGCAAAGAGGCUACAACUGGGACGACCCUCUUACUGAAAAGGAAGAUGCGGACUGGAGGCUUCUGUUCGAGGAAAUGAAAGGAUUGAAUGAAGUAUCUCUCGAAAGAUGUCUAACACCUCCUGAAGCUCAAGGUAAACCAGUGUUGUGCAUUUUCUCUGAUGCAUACGGUGCAUGUGCAUAUCUAAGGUGGCAAACCGGAGAUGGCAAGUUCGAGACUCGCUUUGUUGCAUCCAAGUCAAAGGUAGCACCAUUAAAGACAUUGACAAUACCCAGAUUGGAGCUACAAGCCGCCGUAUUAGCUGCCAGACUGUACAAGUCGAUCACUGAAGAGAUGAGAUUAGAGGUUGAGAAAGUGAUGCUCUUCACCGACAGCAUGAUAACUCUACAGUGGAUCAAGUCUUCGGCCAGGAUAUAUAAGCCUUUUGUGUCAAGCAGAAUAGGGGAGAUUCAGACUCUCACUGAUCCCUCAAGCUGGAAACAUAUACCUGGUGAAGAUAACCCAGCAGACAAAGUGUCAAGAGGAAUUGCAGUAAACGACCUUAUGAAUGAAUGGAAGUGCGGUCCUAGAUUCCUGCAUCUUGACGAAACAGAGUGGCCAGUAGACAAGGUGAAUAUUGAUCAGAGUCUUGAGAAUCUAGAGAGACGAAAGACGAAUCAGAAGGUAUUAGUUGUCAACAUGUCAGUUGCCCCCAUCGAAUCUGAACGUUUCUCAAGUUGGCGAAAGUUAGUAAGAGUGACUGCCUACGUUUUCAGAUUUGUGCGGAUUCUUAAGUCAAAGCUCAAGAAAGAAUCCAUGCCAGAUGCUGAUGUGACGUUAGCCCCAGCAGAGUUGAAGAAAGCUGAGCUAUAUUGGACAAAGGAAGCGCAAAAGGGUCUGAAAAGCAGAUUUGAGAGAGGAGAGUUCAGAACCCUUACCCCUUUCGUUGACAACGAAGGAGUAAUCAGAGUAGGAGGAAGAGUUGAGAACUUAGUAACAUCAUAUGAAUCUAAACAUCCAGCUCUGCUCCCAGGUUCCCAUCACAUAGCUCUACUUUUCACACGUCACAUUCAUGAGAUUGGACACCCAGGUAUUGAGACGACAACCGCCAAGGCGAGACGCAAGUUUUGGAUCUUACAAGGACAUCGUUUGGCGAAAACCGUCAAGCAUCGCUGUGUUAAAUGCAGGUCAACAGAAUGUAAGCGUGAGACCCAGAAGAUGGCUGAUUUACCCAGUAGUCGUGUCGCACCUCACACUCCACCAUUUCAUUACACCUCCUGUGACUAUUUUGGCCCCUUUCAAGUAAAGGUUGGUCGUAAUAAGAGGGCCAAACAUUAUGGUGUAAUCUUUACAUGUCUAAAUACGCGUGCCGUUCAUCUGGAAAUCGCAACAGAUUGUUCAACAAUGGAAUUUCUCCAAGUCCUAAGGAGAUUCUUAGCAGUGAGGGGACGACCAGCUCAGAUCCUUAGCGACAAUGGAACUCAAUUUGUGGGAGCUCAACGCGAACUUCGCGAGAUGAUAUCGGGAUGGAGUGAAGAUGAGCUCAAAGAUUUCUGUGCAGAUAAGGGGAUACAGUGGAAGUUCAUCACCCCUAAUGCACCCCACCAAAAUGGGUGCGCUGAAUCUCUUGUUAAAAGUGCCAAAAUAUCAAUCAAGAAAGCAAUUGGUGAGCAAGUGCUCACACCAUUUGAGUUGUAUACAUGCUUUCUUGAAGUAGCUAAUCUUAUGAAUGAGAGACCGAUAGGACGGAAAUGCAAUGACCCAGAUGAUGGAAAUUAUUUGUGUCCAAAUGAUAUGUUGUUAGGUAGGUCUUCUAGAAAUGUUCCCCAGGGUCCAUUUAAGCAAACAAAGAAUCCUCGCGAUCGCGUAGAAUUUGUCCAGCAAAUAGUGGAUUCAUUUUGGAAGCAGUGGUCUCAAAACGUCCUACCACUUCUAGUACCAUGUAGAAAGUGGAACACGGAUCGAAGGAACGUUAGAGUUGGUGACGUCGUAAUGACUGCAGAGAGCAAUGCAAUUCGUGGAAAGUGGACUAUAGCAAGAAUUAUUCAGGUUUAUCCGGGACCUGAUGGUAAAGUUCGAAAUGUGAAGCUAAAAACUGUUUCCGGAGAGUAUCGUAGACCCAUUACAAAACUAGCGGUUAUCUACCCAACAGAAGGUUAUAUUGACUAA